CUCAUCUUCCUCUUCUUUUCUUCAUGACAAGCGGUGGCGGUAAGGCAGACAAGGCUCCCAAGCUCCCAUGCACGUCCCGCAGCCCGUUGCGCUGGAGCCAAGUGGGGCAAACUUUUUUGAGGGUUCACCUCAAGAAAAGUCUACGGCAUACUCUGCGCCAUUACCAUAGCAGUUAAACGUCCAGGACACCACAACCGUUGGGAAUACUUCGCAGAUCUCGUUAUUAAUCCGUCUGCUACCGAUGACUGAAAUCUCCGCAACACCAAUUCGGCGAUAGGCCGCACUCCGAACCCUUUCCAUCUUCAGCACGACCCAAGUCGCCCAGCAUGCCGAAGAAAGCCAUCGACGCGCGCAUUCCCACCCUCCUGCGCAAUGGCAUGCGCGAGAAGAAGCGCAGCUUCUUCGUCGUCGUCGGCGACCGGCAAAAAGACGUCAUCGUCAACCUCUACCACAUCCUGCUCAACCUCGACAUCAAGCUCAACAAGAGCGUGCUGUGGGCGUACAAGAACAAGCUGCUCGGCUUCACGAGCCACCGCAAGAAGCGCGAGAAGAAGAUCAAGAAGGAGAUCAAGCGGGGCAUUCGCGAUGCCGACACCGACGACCCGUUUGAGCUGUUCAUCAGCACGCAGAACAUUCGGUAUGUGUACUACAAGGAGACGGAUCGGAUCUUGGGCAAUACGUAUGGGAUGUGCAUUUUGCAGGACUUCGAGGCCAUUACGCCCAAUCUAUUGGCGAGGACGAUUGAGACUGUCGAGGGAGGCGGCGUGGUGCUGCUCUUGCUCAAAGGGAUGAGUAGCUUGAAGCAGCUCUACACCCUCUCCAUGGACAUUCAUUCGAGAUACCGCACCGAGGCGCAUGAUGAUGUUGUGGCACGAUUCAACGAACGCUUCAUCCUGUCACUGGGCAGUUGCGAAUCAUGUCUGGUUGUGGACGACGAGAUGAAUGUUCUCCCCAUCUCCGGCGGGAAGAACGUGGUGGAGAAGAGUCUGCAAGAUGAUGCGGGCGAGGUGGCUGCCGCGCGGAAAGAGCUGGAACAAGUCAAAGAGAGCUUCGUUGAUACGCAACCGAUUGGACCUCUCGUCAAGCUCGCGCGAACCGUCGAUCAGGCCAAAGCGUUGCUCACAUUCGUCGAGGCGAUCAAGGAGAAGACGCUCUCCAGCACCGUGACUUUGACUGCAGCUCGAGGACGCGGCAAAUCAGCAGCGUUGGGCGUGGCAAUCGCGGCGGCGAUUGCGUUUGGCUACAGCAAUAUUUUCAUCACCUCUCCGUCGCCAGAGAACUUGAAGACGCUGUUCGAGUUCGUCUUCAAGGGCUUCGACGCCCUUGACUACCUCGAUCACACCGACUACACCAUCGUCCAAUCCACGAAUCCCGACUUCAACAAAGCCAUCGUUCGAGUCAACGUCCAUCGACAGCACCGUCAGACCAUCCAAUACAUCCAACCGCAGGACGCAUACGCUCUGGGCCAGGCGGAGCUCCUCGUCAUUGAUGAAGCGGCAGCGAUCCCUUUGCCCCUCGUCCGAAAGCUGAUGGGACCAUACUUGGUCUUCAUGGCAUCAACCAUCAAUGGCUACGAAGGAACUGGUCGAUCACUAUCACUCAAGCUCAUUCAGCAGUUGCGGGAGGAAUCAAGAGGCGUGUCGAAACUCAAGAGAGACGAGACGCUCGCCGAUCGGAACCCCAACUCCAAAUCAGCCGACGGCGCUUCUAACAUUUCAUCUUCCCGCUCGCUCCGAGAAAUCACCCUCUCCGAACCCAUCCGAUAUGCGCAAGGUGACGACGUUGAGCGCUGGCUAAAUCGCCUCCUCUGCCUAGACGCCACCCUCCCGCGUGCCACUAACAUCCACGGAACGCCACACCCCUCACAGUGUGAGCUCCUCCAAGUCAAUCGCGACACCCUCUUCUCCUUCCACAAAGUCAGCGAAAAGUUCUUGCAGUCGAUGAUGGCGCUGUACGUCGCGUCGCAUUACAAAAACAGUCCGAAUGACCUCCAGCUCAUGUCUGAUGCGCCGGCGCAUCAAUUAUUCGUUCUGGUGCCGCCCAUUCAGGACAACGCCAACGCUCUCCCCGAAAUCCUGUGCGUGCUGCAGGUCGCGCUCGAGGGCCAGAUCAGUCGAGAGAGUGUACUCAACAGCCUGUCCAGGGGACAGAGAGCUGGUGGUGAUUUGAUCCCCUGGCUCGUGAGCCAGCAAUUCCAAGACUCGGAUUUUGCUGGCCUUAGCGGAGCGAGAGUCGUGCGCAUCGCGACCAACCCCGACUACGCCAACAUGGGAUACGGAUCGCGAGCACUGCAGCUGUUGACGGAGUUCUACGAAGGCAAGCACAUCAACCUGUCAGAAACAGACGACCUGGCCGCCACGCACGAGCAGGAAAUGGUACGCGUCACAGACGAAGACCUAGAGCAAAGCACGCUCAUGACCGACAACGUCAAAGUGCGCGACAUCCGCGCCAUGCCACCUCUCUUCGCACGCCUGCCCGAACGCCGCCCGGCGGCGCUAGAUUACCUCGGCGUCUCCUACGGCCUCACCCAGCCCUUGCACAAAUUCUGGAAGCGCGGCGGCUUCGUGCCCGUCUACCUGCGCCAAACGGCCAACGACCUGACGGGCGAGCACACGUGCGUCAUGCUGCGCACGCUCGAAACGGGCGCCUCCGACCCUGGGUGGCUAGGCGCGUACGCCAAGGACUUCCACCGCCGCUUCCUGUCGCUUCUCAGCUACCAGUUCCGCGCGUUUGGCAGCGUGCAGGCGCUCGCACUCGACGAGUCGGCGCAUAUGGGUAUCGACCUGCUCGAAGACGGGGAGAAGAGCACACCGCUUGACAAAGCCGCGCUCGAUGCCCUGUUCACGCCUUUUGAUCUCAAGCGCCUUGAUUCCUACGCGAACAACAUGCUCGACUACCACGUCAUCCUCGACCUCAUGCCCACCAUCGCGCAGUUGUACUUCACCGGCCGCAUCCGCAACGAGCAUGGCAUCCGGUUGUCAGGCGUGCAGCAAGCGCUGCUCUGCGCUAUCGGCUUGCAGAGAAAGGUUCUCGAAGAUCUGGAAAAGGAGUUGGGACUGGGGACUAGUCAGUUGCUCGCGAUGUUCGUCAAAGUCAUGCGCAAGAUUAGCAUGCAUUUCCGACAGCUGCAGGAGGGCGCGAUUGCCAAGGGUAUGCCAGCCGUGGAGAGCGGACGGUCAGGCAUUGACGGGGAAGAAGAAGCGAACGGUGUAGAUCUCGAGACGGUUGGGAAGGACUUAGAAGACGAAUUGGCCGAGGGGGGUGCGGAGGUGGACGAGGCGGAGAAGAAGCGGUUGCGGGAGAUGAUUGAUGCGCUGCCAUUGGAGCGGUAUGCGAUGGGCGAUGGCGACGAUGCGCAGUGGGAGGAUGCCGAGAGGCAGAUCCGGGAAGCGGGCAAGAAGAGCAAUGGAGUGGGGAGGAGCAAGACGGUGAGUGUGAAGAGCAGUGCGUCUCGCGACGCGGCGAAGAGGAAGGCGGGCGAGGCGGUGGCGGAGGCGCACAAAGAACUGCAACAGGGAGAGGGCAAGUUCAAAAAGUCGAAGAAGGGAAGAUGAGGGAGGGGGCA
This is a messenger RNA of Neohortaea acidophila, 3565 nucleotides long. Its product is annotated as GNAT acetyltransferase 2-domain-containing protein. NCBI's taxonomy places the organism in Eukaryota, Fungi, Ascomycota, Dothideomycetes, Mycosphaerellales, Teratosphaeriaceae. Gene Ontology annotation, cellular component: 90S preribosome; nucleolus. Bases 327 to 3554 code for a protein of 1075 amino acids. Gene Ontology annotation, biological process: rRNA acetylation involved in maturation of SSU-rRNA. The transcript has a single exon. The record is from RefSeq and is a predicted model, not a curated record. Gene Ontology annotation, molecular function: ATP binding; tRNA binding; 18S rRNA cytidine N-acetyltransferase activity.